Messenger RNA from Copidosoma floridanum, 1550 nucleotides. RefSeq names its product GTP-binding protein 2. Gene Ontology annotation, molecular function: GTPase activity; GTP binding; translation elongation factor activity. The record is from RefSeq and is a predicted model, not a curated record. Lineage: Eukaryota; Metazoa; Arthropoda; Insecta; Hymenoptera; Encyrtidae. Gene Ontology annotation, biological process: translational elongation.
AUGUGGCCACUGCGUAAAAGCUAUAUAUAGUAAUAUCUGUCAAAGGUAAAUAAAGGUGAAGUGUUUGUAAUGACACCAAUUAAUCUCUCAGUUUACUGCAACUCAAAGAAAAUUGCUGAGUGAGGAAAAGAAAGCCGUAAUGAAAACGUUUUAGUAAUGGUUUGUGCUGUACAAUUUAUUCUCGUGCUGCAAUGUGCACAAAUCUAACAGGACAAGAUUUUGUAUUGAGUCGUGAAACAUAAUUAAAACAGGGCGCAGUGGCAGAGAUGGAAUCGUUUUUAGAUUUGUUUAACACGGAUAAUAGUAAUUCAAAAUUCAAAAAAUUAUCAUUGGAUAAGUAUGAAAAUGAAGAUAUCGAUUUGUCAGAUUCAAACAACAGUACUUCUGAAGACAGCCGAGAUAGAUUACCUCCGGAACCAGAACAAGGAAAUAUUGAAUACAAAUUAAAACUUGUGAAUCCAUCUAAUCAGAGAUUUGAACAUUUAGUUACUCAAAUGAAAUGGAGACUUCAAGAAGGACAUGGAAAAGCAAUUUAUCAAAUAGGAGUAGAAGACAAUGGAAGAUUAGCUGGAUUAUCGAAAGAUGAAAUGAACGCUUCAUUAAAAACAUUAGAAGACAUGGCAACUCGCUUGGGUGCAACCAUUGAUAUUCUUAAAGAACGAUUUGCUUACCAUAAGUGCAAUAAUAAAAAAACAAAAACAAAAACAAAAAACAGGAUUGAAGAUAAGAAAGUAGCUGAAGUUUUAAUACGUAAAUUAAGAAGAGAUGACAAAGACGAGAAAUGUGUUACUGAUUUACGGCUAGCAGUUAUGGGUAGUCAAGAUGCUGGAAAAUCUACUUUAUUAGGUGUGUUAACCCAAGGCGAAUUAGAUAAUGGAAGAGGGAGAUCUAGAUUGAAUAUGCUCCGGCACUUGCAUGAAAUUAAGUCUGGCAGAACAUCUUCCAUUUCCCACGAAAUAAUAGGCUUCGAUAACAAAGGUCACGUUUUGAAUUAUGCUGAAAUGUCGACAGCAGAAAAAAUAUGCGAACAUGCUUCUAAGGUUGUAACAUUCAUAGAUUUAGCAGGACACAGAAAAUAUCUAAGAACAACAAUACUUGGAUUAACAGGAUAUUCACCUCAUUAUGUAAUGUUAGUUGUUGCUCCUCCAAUUAAUGAAGUUGUGCAGGAGCACGUUGCUCUGUGUUUGGCUCUUCAUGUACCAUUUUUUGUUGUUUUUACCAAAGUUGACUUAGGAUAUUAUAAUCCCCAGGAAACGCUUUCUGAAUUAAAAAGUAUUUCUACUUUUCAAGGUUGCCAUAAAAAUUUUUUACUUCACAAUAGUAGCAAUAAUAACAGUCACCAGGAUAGGCAAAAUAAUGAGUCAAAUGUCAUAUCGGUCUUCUCUGUUAGUUGUGUAACUGGAGAAGGAUUAAGUGACUUGAAAAAUUUUAUUAGAGACCUGGUACCUGUUGAAUUAUCCCCUCCUGAUUUAGAUCCUGACUCCUGCUUAUUUCAAAUAGAUGAAAUAUUCAGUGGGCACUUAAAAGAAAAGUUGCCAUUUUAUUCAUAG